Messenger RNA from Agrilus planipennis (emerald ash borer), 1835 nucleotides. RefSeq lists its product as uncharacterized. The transcript is spliced from 13 exons. The record is from RefSeq and is a predicted model, not a curated record. The coding region runs from base 85 to 1758 and encodes 557 amino acids. Lineage: Eukaryota; Metazoa; Arthropoda; Insecta; Coleoptera; Buprestidae.
UUUUACACACAAGGCGAUAAUAACGUUGGCACGGUCUUAUUUUCAAAAAGCGAUUUAGAAAAAAGAUGUUGGUCUUCAGAAGAAAUGGUACUAUUAAAUUCGCGAAAGAUAUUUCAACAAAUACUUCCAAGUAAAAGUUCUAUUGGAUUUAAAGACGAUGAAACUGUAGAUGACCUUGUUUUGUAUUUCCAAAUGGUACUUAGAACAGUAAAAAACAAAACAAAAGGCAGCAGUAAAAGUAGUAGAAUAAUUAUGAUGAAGGCAAUGGCAGAUACGCUUGGUGGUUAUUUAUACGCUUUUGUAUUGCCCUUGGCACGGUCUGCAUUCUAUGCUGGUGUCAUAAAAUUUGAAAGUAUUCAAAAGCUAAAUCAUAUUUUUAAAGAAAUUAAAUUUUUUUUAAAAACCAAUGGGGAAGGUUGGAAGAAUCCUGAUAGCCAAGUGGAAUGUACAGGAGCUGUAGGACUACCUUUAAAACCUCCCCAUGGCAAACUGGACCCUUGUGAAGGUUUAAUAUACCAAAAACUUGAGAGAGGGCACAAAGAGGCCUGCUAUGAAAUCCCAAUGCCCAUUUUGGAUAGUGCAAUAGAGCCAUCCGCAAUUGCUAUUCCUUUUAAAACGUAUUCUUUACGGAAACUAGAAUCAUCCUCGUCAGCUUAUAUCCUAGUUAAGUAUUAUGUAGCAACGAUGAGAUGUUACAUGUCGAUAAAAGCCGAGCCUUGCUGCAUAACAAGGUUCCACAAAAGGCUUCAACACUGGCUAAACACUCACGUUUUGCCGCACAUUCACGAUCCAAAAACUUAUGCUGCAUUUGGAGGAAUCUACAGAGUUAUGGAAACAAUAAAACAGUUUGGUGAUGGUGCUGUUGAACAAAGGAGAAACGCAUCUAAACACAAGGGCUCAUGUAGUUAUGGAACUGAAAAAAAUAGUAAAAACAACAUCAUUCUUGUUGCUUUGCUGGCUACAAUUUUUGUAUGGUUCCUUAUAGGAUCAAUUUUUAUUUGUUUAAGAUUAAAGUCAGCCAAAGGGGGUGAAUCAUAUAAUGUAGAAAUUGGCACCUCCACUUCCUGUAAAACAUCUUCAACUUCCGCAAAAAUAGGUAAAAGGACCAACCAAUCAAAACCGACCUGUACAUCGCAAUUUUCCACACGAACUUCUUCCAGAUCCCCAUAUUCAUCAACUACAAGAAGAAGCAGAAGUAGAAGUAAAUGCAGAGCGCCCUGUAUAAAACCAUACACUUCUGCUGUAUGUUACCGACAACAACAAACACAGUCUCCUUCAAUUAUGACCUCCUGUAGGAAUAGAAGUCGCUCCAGUACCCCAAGAAGACAACAAACAGGCCACUCGAAAGAAAUAGCAGGAAAUAAGGGUUAUCAAAAAGUAUUCACAACAGGUGUUGCAAUGGUUCAAACCAAAGGGUUUGGAGAAAAGAAUGAUUUAGAUGAUUAUGUGGACGAUGCUGAAGAAGUUACUAAUGAAAUCGACGAUUUUGAUUUUACUUUAGACGAAAGUGAAGAUGAUGACGAGGAAGAACAAGAAGAGGAGGAAGAAGUUGAUGAUGAUGAUGAUGACGAUGAAGAAGAAGAGGAAGAAGAAGAAGAAGAAGAAGAAACGACUACGUUUCAGGGAAUCCCAGAAAAUGAGCAAACAAAUUUAAAUGACGAUUUUCCAACGACACAAACAUCUGAGACGUCUUUUAGACUUUUAUCAGAAGAUAAUAUUUUAAAUCAGAAAAACAACAAAGGAAGCAGUUUCUUUUAAGAUAUCCUACUAUUCUACAAUUUUAAUAUAUUAUAUGGUGUUUUACGACAAUUUAACUAAAUAUAUUGUUAAAUGAA